AUGUUCAUAAUAAUUCGAACAAUCGAUGGAAAAUUAGAAAAAACCUUAGAAAUAUCGAAGACUAUCAGUAUUAGUGAUCUUAAGGUUCGAAUAGCAGCUGUUUUUUCUGUUAAAUUGUCACAUAUUCAUUUAUUUUAUCGAGGUAAACAAUUAGAAGAUUGUUAUCGAGUAUAUGACUAUCAUUUAAACCAUCAUGAGGUUGUUCAAUUGUUAAUAAAGCCUAAAUCUAGCACUGUAGAAAAUAAGUGCUUGACUAAUUUUACACAAAAUGAUAAAAUAAAUGGCUUAGCACUCGUUUCUCCAAAAGAAGACUCAACUACGAUUGAUAAGCAAUCGGAAUCAACAAGUCGUUAUUAUCGAACAGGUGAUCCGAUCGACUGUAUUAACGAAGAAAAUGGAGCUUGGUAUGAAGCGAUUAUUCAAAAUAUUUAUAACGACGUUAACAAGCAGUGUUUAAUUUAUCGGGUUCAAUGGACAUUUUUGGUGGACACUGAGCCUUUUGAUGUAACAGAAAAUAUGAUUAGACCACGGGCGAGACAUUGUUUAAGUAUUGAUCAAAUAAAAAUUAAUGAUAAAGUUAUGGUCAAUUACAACAUAGAUGAACCUAAUAAAAUCGGAUAUUGGUAUGAUUUUACUGUUAAAAAUAUUAAAAAAAAUAACCAAAGUAUUAAUUUAGCAGGAGUUCUACACACUGGCAGUGAUGGAGCUGAAUUAAAAAUUGAAAAUUGUAAAGUAAAUUCAAGAAGCAAAAUUUAUAAAAUAGAAAAACCUGCUCUACAUUACAGUGAUUUUGAAAAUAACUCAAAUUUUAAUGAAGUUGAUGAUAAGCCAAGAACGAUAGUAAUAACUUGCAACGUUUGUGAAGAUGAUAAGAAUGUAAAAUGUAAAGAAUGUGGAUGUUUUGUUUGUUCAGGAAAAGAAAAAAGUCAUGAAAUAAUAUUAUGUGAUGAAUGUGAUAAAGCUUAUCAUAUAUCAUGUUUGAAUCCACCUUUGGAACAAGUUCCGGAGGACGAUUGGUAUUGUCCAGAAUGUAAAAUUCAUGAUGAUUUGGUGAUCAAAGCUGGAGAAAAGCUGAGACCGAGUAAAAGAAAGAUUAAGCCAGACUUAAAAAAGGGUCAAAAAGAUUGGGGUCGCGGAAUGGGAUGUAUGAGUAGAGUUAAAGAUUGUACUAUAGUACCUACGAAUCAUAAAGGCCCAAUCCCAGGAACUGAAGUAGGAAUGAGUUGGAGAUAUCGUUUACAAGUAUCAGAAGCUGGCGUCCAUCGACCGCACGUAGCAGGGAUUCAUGGUAGAGAAAAUGAAUGUGCUUAUUCGUUGGUUUUAUCAGGUGGAUAUGAAGACGACGUUGACAAUGGAGACGAAUUUUUAUAUACUGGAUCCGGUGGUAGAGACUUAUCAGGUAACAAAAGAACAGCAGCACAAAGUAGUGAUCAGAAACUAACAAAAAUGAACAAAGCACUAGCUUUAAAUUGCAAUGCUCAGUUUAAUAAUGUAGAAGGUGCGACUGCAAUAAAUUGGCAAGAAGGAAUUCCGGUUCGAGUCAUAAGAUCUGCAAAAUUAAAAAAAUAUCACCAAGCUAAAAUUUAUGCACCUGAAGAAGGUUUUCGAUAUGAUGGUAUUUAUAAAGUUGUCAAGUAUUUUCCGGAAAAAGGUAAAAGGGGUUUUUUAGUUUGGCGAUAUCUUUUACGCCGGGAUGACCCUAAUCCCUCACCUUGGACUUCUGAAGGAAAAAAAAGAAUUAAAAACUUAGGCUUACGAAUGAUUGAAUAUGAUUUGCCGAGUAAUGUAUUAACAGUAAAAAACAUGGAAAUUAAUGAUCAGAAAAAAAAUUUAAAACGUAAACGAGACAAACUGGGAAAAGAUAAAAAUGAAAGCUGCUCAAAAAAACCUAAAGUGAUUCAUUAUGAAUUAGAAGAGAAUAUAGUCAAGUUAAUAGAUAGUGAUAAGCUAAAUAAGAAAGUUUGGAAGGAUUGCUGUUCAUUACUUUCCGAAGGAAAAAUGAGGUUUAUUAAUAAUGUCAUUGAUAGAUUUACGUGUGUUUGCUGUCAAGAAAUAGUUUGGAAACCGAUCACAACUAAAUGCCUUCAUAAUAUUUGUCAGAAUUGCAUUUGUAGAAGUUUCAAAGCUGAUGUAUUCACAUGCCCGGUUUGCCGACAUUCUAUUAAAAAAACUCGAUUAGAAAAAAUAAAUGAACAGCUUGCAGUUACUCUUGAGAACUUAUUCCCAGGAUACGGCAGUGAAAGAAUGACAAGCUUCUUGGCAAAAUCCGCAAUAAAUACACUUGGUCAUAUCAAUGUCAUAUCGAGUUGUUCUUCUGGAUCCAUCUGA
Molecule: messenger RNA, 2328 nt
Organism: Cotesia congregata
Lineage: Eukaryota; Metazoa; Arthropoda; Insecta; Hymenoptera; Braconidae
Source: the annotation of a GenBank genome assembly